This is a messenger RNA of Dothidotthia symphoricarpi CBS 119687, 948 nucleotides long. RefSeq lists its product as uncharacterized. The coding region runs from base 169 to 657 and encodes 162 amino acids. The transcript has a single exon. Lineage: Eukaryota; Fungi; Ascomycota; Dothideomycetes; Pleosporales; Dothidotthiaceae. The record is from RefSeq and is a predicted model, not a curated record.
UCAGGAUGGACGCACAUUCAACUCAAGGGUCAUCAAUAGCAGGGUCCAAGACGGCUAUGAGAGGAGAACGCUUCUGAAUCCCCGCCCCCUACGCUCUUCGACAGGCGGUACAAGGAUCGCCUUCCACCGCCAAUCUCCAUACAAAUCGACAUCCGUCCUAGGGAUAUCAUGCCAGACUCCUCGCUUCCGUUCAAAACAUCGAGAGGUCUUUUACACCUCAGGAGUACACCAUACACGUUCCGCAGGCAGAUCAUCCUCGGACCAACGCGCCUAGCGCGUACAAAGGCACCGAUUCUCGCCUCUACUUGUACCCUCCUGCACCUGUUCGCCAUCUCACAUAGCUUGGAAGACGUACAGUACGCCUCUUACAGCGCUUUGGGACGGAGAUUAGUCCCAAGAGCUAAACAUACAGCGAUGGAGAAAGAGUCACAAACUGCUCGGAAAAGCACGGCCAGCUCGGCAGCACGGCGUACACAGCAUUCACACCGUGGAAAGCAGUCGAUACACAUAUCAGAGGGGGGGGGACACAACUCCCCUUUCUACGACGCGGGGAGUGGUGGGUGGGGGGGGGUAUGUGUUGUGCACUUCGCUUCCGCUGUGCUAAGGGAAGGCGGUGCUCGCGGUGUAUAUAUACAUAUCAGUCUAGAUACGCAGUAGUCAGCAUGGGCAGAUGCGAUAUAACCACACACACACAUCACAUCACACCGCACUCCUCCUCGCAACCCGUGACAGGGCUGAACGCAUCCCAACAGAUGUCUAGCACGCAUGUAGAAACCCAGGCGCCCGCGUGAUAUCAAUAAACUGUUCUGCUCGCACUACGCGUCCUAUUAGCAGUCGCGCAUCGACCGCCUGGAGACCUAUCUGGCAUCUAAUAUCGGGCGUUGUGGGAGGCUGUGUCUUGCCCAGCACCGUUAUGCUGGAUAUCGAUGCUGGUGGCGCGGUUGUUUU